Drosophila miranda is the source of this 2147-nucleotide messenger RNA. RefSeq lists its product as uncharacterized. The record is from RefSeq and is a predicted model, not a curated record. The transcript has 3 exons. Lineage: Eukaryota; Metazoa; Arthropoda; Insecta; Diptera; Drosophilidae. The coding region runs from base 325 to 1119 and encodes 264 amino acids.
UUCAGUCGUAUUUUUCCCGACCAGCCCGCGGUUGUUGUUCCAACAAAGAUUUCUUCCACACCCAAAACGGAACUUGUUUAAACAGAAACUUUUAUUUAUUUUACACAUAUCGAGAAAAGUGAUUGCCGGCUACAGAGGCAGAGGCAGAAGCAGAGGCACAGGCACAGGCAGUGCAGCAGCCGUCGAGCACAAGCAGGGGAUGGAUGAUGACUGAACUAAGAAACUAGUGGAAUAGAAGAGGGCCAAAGGACCACGCGCAACCAAGCACCGAAGCCAUCAAAGAACAUAUCAUUUUGUGAAGAACCUAGUAUCAGUAUAAGCAGCAUGUUGGACAUCACUUGGCUACCCACCGCCUGCGGCUCUCUGGCACCUGCCCUGAUACCGCCGGCACACAUUGCCAUUCUGUGGUACUUCUGGGAGAACUACUCCCGGUACGUGGACAGGCACUUCUGCACCUGCUCCUGCUGGGACACCGUGUUCAAGGGCCCCUACGAGUCGGGGGUGGCCGCCUACAAGCACAUGUACUUCAAUGCCACUCCCAACAGCUUCAAGAUGUGGAUACUGACCGUCUUCGCUGUGAUUGCCCUGUACGAGUGCAUUAAGCGGCUCAUCGCCCUGAUCCUGCAGAGCCGCGUGCGGUACUCGAUGCUGCUGCUCUUCCUGCUGUCCAUCUUUUCGCACUACUACGCCUGGUGGGCGUACAUCAACUACUACAACGACGACUACUACAACCAGUGGAACCACCAGCUCUUCUUCACGAUUACCGAACUGUUCUCAACGGUGCUGGUGAUGCACCUGGCCAGCACCACGAAUGUGGUCACACCGAAGAAGGUCUUCUGCAUUGUUGGCAUCGCACUGCUGCACAUCCUCGCCAGCAGCUUCGAUCAGUUCUUCCUCAAUGUAGUGCGAGGCGAGGGCUACGCCCACCAGAUAGUGCGGGACAUUGGAUUCAUGGUGCCCGAUCUGCUGCAGCUCUUCGUUCCGGUAUGGCUGCUCCGUCAAACGCGACGUGAGAGCUACUCCACGCGGCCCUUCUAUCGGGAUCGGAAGCUGCAUCGCGACAUCGUGGCCAUGUUCUGCCUGGUGUCUCUGCUGUUCGUCCUGUGCACGGUUUUGUGAGAGCGAAUCAUGCUGGACGCCUACGAGGAGACGCACGGCAAGAUCGAGCCCGUGCAGGAUGCAGCGGUGCAGCUGCUGAACCGAUAUCGAAUGCUGGCCAGUGGCAAUAUCCACAACUAGAGACAGAACUGACGCACCCGGAUCGAGGUGGACUGGAGAGGACAAUAUGCAGCACUUGGCAGUAAGUGCAGGGCGCCAACACGUCCCGAUUCCUGUAGAAUUUUGUAUUUUGAUUUACCAUUUGUGAUAGUUUUUCUUGUCGUGAGUGUUCUUUCUGAACAUUUUGUUUUUUUUUGUGGUUUUUUUUUGAAGUGUUGAAGCAUAUCGGUAAGCAUAAUCAGCUAACUAAUCAAGGUACAUAAUCAAUACAGAAAACUGUAAUCUUCCAUUUAGAAACAAUGUUGACCGAUGUUGAUGUUGAGUUGAGACAUAAUCCCAUAGUUGAACUAGGUAUACACAUACAAUAGCAUAGAUAUAUACUAGAAUCGAGCGUAGGUGUAGCCUCCCCCUCUAGAUACAACGAACAUGUGAACACGAAUGAGCGUGCACUUGUCCGUAGAGACCUACAUAGUGUGUAGUGACAUUGGUUAUACAAAAGAACAGCGAUGGAUUAUGGAUUAUGGAUGUGGAUGUGGAUGUGGACUGUGGAUACCCUCCCCACCCGAUGUUAUAGUACUACCUUAACGUGUUACAUGUGUGACUUACGACUGUUGUUCGAUAAUAAUAAUAACAAUAUUAUACAUGUGCAUACAAAUGGCAAACCCAAUAUUCCAAUACAUAUACAUACAUACAUACAUAGUAGUAGUAGAGACCCAAAUCGUAGUAAUCAAAAUUAAUGUUAAACGAGAUAUUGUUACAAGGAAAUCAAAAAACAAACCAUCAAAUAUUAAUAUUUGGAAUAGCCUAUACAUAUACACGUACACGUACACAUACACAUACAUUAUAUAUACAUAUAUACCUAUAUAUUUUAGUAUACAAGAAUAUAUUGAAUAAACUUUAAGAGACUGAAAAUCCAGUAGUUUCCCUAG